CGGACGUAAACAAAGGCCGAACUCUUCUGUCCGCUCACUUUAUGCGCCAAUAAAAGCGCCGCUCUUUGUCUACGUCAUGGAGAACUCUUUAAGUUUGCGCGUGAGCGUGUUCACAGAACAGGGAGGCAGGAAGUACAUGGAGGAUAUGACCGAGGUCAUCGUGGAGCCUGAGCCCGAAAAAGACGAGCCGACUUGGGCUGAUCCGGCCGCCGGGGGCCGGGGGCAGAGCCCGGAAGCAGAGCGCCCUCUGGCGGCCGAGCGCUCCGUGGCGUUCUUCGCCGUGUUCGACGGUCACGGAGGUCCCGAGGCCGCGCGCUUCGCGCGGGACUUCCUGUGGAACUUCAUGAAGAAGCAGCGGGGCUUCUGGUCUCGCUGCGACCGGGAGGUGUGCGCCGCCGUCCGCAAAGGGUUCCGGGCCUGUCACCAGGCCAUGUGGAAGAAACUCCCUGAAUGGCCUAAAACACUGAUGGGUCUGCCCAGCACCUCAGGCACCACCGCCAGUGUGGUGUUCAUCCGAGGAAACCGCAUGUAUGUGGCCCAUGUCGGAGACUCUGCUGUGGUUCUCGGGGUCCAGGGUGACUCAUCCGUGCCACUCAUCAAGGCCGAGGAAGUCACGCAAGACCACAAACCAGAACUACCGAGGGAGAGAGAACGUAUUGAAGGUCUGGGAGGGAGUGUGAUGAAGAAGUCUGGAGUUAACCGAGUGGUCUGGAAGAGACCGAGGCUGAGUCACAACGGUCCGGUCCGCCGGAGCACCGUCAUCGACCAGAUACCGUUCUUGGCUGUUGCGCGUGCUUUAGGUGAUCUCUGGAGCUACGACUUCUACAGUGGGGAGUUUAUGGUUUCACCUGAGCCAGACACCAGCGUGGUGACCCUUGACCCCAGGAAACACCGCUACAUCAUCUUGGGCAGCGACGGUCUGUGGAACAUGGUACCACCACAAGAGGCCAUCACCAUGUGCCAGAACAACGACAGGGCCGCGGCACCUUGUGGCGUGUCGAAUGCUCGGCAGCUGGUCAAGCACGCUGUUCUGCGUUGGCGCCAGCAGAUGCUGCGAGCUGACAACACCAGCGCCAUUGUCAUCGUUCUGCAGGAGCCUGAAGCAUCCCAGGAUGUUUUGCACCGAGAAGAGGUGCUUCUCAACUUGGCCAAGGUGUCACAGACUCCUCCUACCUCCCUGUCACGUGCAGACACGCCUCUAAUCCAGCGCCCUCUGGAGGAAGAGCUUUCACCAGCACCAUGUGACUUCCUCCCCGUCCUGGAGCGCCGGGACGGACUGUCAGGAAGCAGGAGUCUUUUUCACCUGAACCUGUCUGAGUCUUUUGCUCUGACUCCACUUUGUCCUAACGGUAGCACCGAGGCAUCCUAUCAGCCAAAUCCGGAGCCGGGAUGUGUGCGCAGGACAGCGAACGGCAAAAGGAUGGUCGAUGCAUCGCCAUCGUCGCUGUCGGCAGGACUGUUGCCAAAGAAAGCUCGGCGCAGGAACACGAACAGGCUGCCGCUGGUUCAACACAAUGCAGAAAAGACCGACGUGGCCUCGCUUCUUCUGCCGCACGCCAAAACAACAGUGUGCGUGUGCUGACACGCUGUAAUCCCACCACACCAUCACAGGAGAUUACAGCUCCUCAUCCUGAGUCCCAGAACUGUUGUCACUGUGGAGCCAGUCGUCAUCCACAGAUCUGUGGGUCACACCUGGAGAGCAGGUGGCUUUGUGGGGCAGGGGCAGGAGUCGGACGACCAACCUGUGGUCCAGGGUUCAAUUACAGGUGUGUUCUUAAUCUGCACCCUGUCAGUGGGUACUGGGCUUGUCUGGGGAAGAGAACUGGUGCCCCCUCCAGGAGGACUUGUACACUGUUGUGCACUUAACACUACAUAAUCCCAGCGUAAACUCCAACCUGUGAUUCUGAAUUAUUAAAUGAUCCCCGAUCACGACUCAGUUUGCUCAUGAAUAAGCUCAGUAAAUUUGCUUUAUAGCCAGCUACGUGCUAACUAAUCAAGUUAGCGUGGCAAGAGUCUAGGCUCGUCAGCUAGUACGAUCUGGUAAAAGUAAAGGCCCUUCGGCUGCUCCCUUGUUUUUUGCACCCGGGGUCGCCACAGCAAAUCCGAGGUGGAUCGAUCUGGUCUUAUACAAAUGUCUGAAAACUACAUCGACAUUUUUGCAUCAGUAAGUCUGAAUUUUAUUUAAUCGUUUUGCAGGAUUCGACUAGCUAACAUGGCAGCGCAUCGGCUCUAUGCUCACCGGGAUCGAAGGCGGUGUGUAAUUGGGCGUUGCUAAAUGUUUGUGUUAAAAAUUGGUGAACGUUGAAUUUAACUGAUCAUUUGGUGCAGAUUGGUCACGCGGUGCUUUACUUUUUGGAGAAAGUCUCAGUCACGGUUCACGCUGACUAACUCUGAAAUGGACAAAACGGAGUCUUUUUGAGUUAUUUACUUUUUUCUUUGUUGAGAAUUUUGUGGCAACGACGGGAAAAAGUUAUGAAAUCUUCACACUGAAAAAGUCCUCCAGAAAUCAUUUGUCAUCUGAGAAUCAGAAUGUUUGGGGAAAUGCUAUAUUUGUGUUAUUUAUUCCAAAUAUUCCUAAUAUAACAUUAAACCCAUAUUUUAUUUUAGAAAAAUCGUUGCUUAAUUGUAAAAUUACAAAAAGAAAAAUAAGUCAUUUUCAUGGGGUUGGGGGGUCUUUGAGAAGAAAUUAGUAAAAUUUCAACAGCUGAAAUAUUUGAAGAAUUCAUUCAAAAUGUGCUAAUUGAUAAAAUUAAAAGCCAUUCCAUCAUAUUUUCAUAUUUUCUGGAAGUUCUUGUAAAGUGACGUCACAGUUUAACGAGAGUCAUAAUUUCUAAAAUGUCAAAACAUUUUGUGCGCACAAACUCUUUCAGGAAAACGGACUUAAGAAGUCUUUUGCCUUGUUUUUGUUGCCGUUGCUUCUCUCUGGAUUCUCCUGAUGAGAAUAGUAAUAAUGAUUUAUUUUUUUCUAAAUUUUGUGAAAAUGUCACUUUUUAUGAUUUUUUGUUUCUGUGCUGUCAUCUAUGAAAAUGUUUUCACUUAAUAAAUUUGCAUUUUUUUAA
Thalassophryne amazonica is the source of this 3059-nucleotide messenger RNA. RefSeq names its product protein phosphatase 1D-like. Gene Ontology annotation, molecular function: cation binding; protein serine/threonine phosphatase activity; mitogen-activated protein kinase binding. The record is from RefSeq and is a predicted model, not a curated record. NCBI's taxonomy places the organism in Eukaryota, Metazoa, Chordata, Actinopteri, Batrachoidiformes, Batrachoididae. Gene Ontology annotation, cellular component: nucleus; cytosol. Gene Ontology annotation, biological process: protein dephosphorylation.